AUGUCUUCCAUAAGCUCACCAGAAAGCGCAUCGGGUAGUAUCGAUGCGCUUGACGAAGGCCAUAGGCACAUAUUCACCAAUGCCAUCAUGAACAUUCUAGCAACAGAUCUCGCCGAGUUCACAUAUGCUCAAAUUCUUGAUGGCUUACCGACCGAGAAAUCUGUUCGGACCGGCUUCCACUUUAUGCAUGAUCACCCUGUUUUUACACUGCGCCACGAAAAUCUUUGUGAGGGCUAUUUAGACAAGGCUCGGAAGUUCAGAGCUCGCUUUGAUGCUUCUGAACUUUCGUUCGAGCCGUUGAUAGCUGUCUUCCUCUAUGAGUUAGAUGACGGCGCCCACAAGCAUGAGGCUCAUCAAACAUGGCUAGACAUGGUCAGCCGAGAGCCGAAGGGCCAGAGUCCGCCGAGGUACUACAUCCCGCCUGCUACAAUAUUCGUCCACCGCGCAUAUCGCUCUGCAGAGCGAUAUCCUAGGGGCGCUGCCGAUGUGGCCGGAUACUGGGCUGAAGGCCAAAUAUUUGGCGGCGUGGUUUGGUUUGAACGGGGCGAGACGGAUCGUGAAUGCAAAGGUGUAUGGAUUCACGGGGCCAGCCUACGUAGUCCUCGCACCCUCUACCCACCAACACAAAAGCAACUGGAUUCCCUCAUCUCGUUCCUCCUAUCCAAACCAGACGAAAAUUCUGUCUGCCCGCUACCUAUUCACGGAACUCCUGAAAACCGACCACGCUGGGAUCCAUAUGAAGCUCAGAGCCGUUUCCACAUUUUUCGAGAUAAGAACCUGCUGAGUCCACCGAUACAAUCUCCCGGACGGAGCUGCACCAGCGUUAAAGCCAGCGACUGGCCUGAAGUCGGCGACGAGAUGAUCUGGGUGCAGCAGAAUCAGCUGAGAGAAUGGGGUGAGCCAUAUGAUGCAAAGGUGAUGGCUGCAGCUGAGGAAGGGAUGAAGCUCAUCACACCCACGUCGCCCCUCUACCAACAGCCUUGA
Messenger RNA from Fusarium vanettenii 77-13-4, 984 nucleotides. RefSeq lists its product as uncharacterized. Bases 1 to 984 code for a protein of 327 amino acids. The record is from RefSeq and is a predicted model, not a curated record. The transcript has 3 exons. NCBI's taxonomy places the organism in Eukaryota, Fungi, Ascomycota, Sordariomycetes, Hypocreales, Nectriaceae.